AUGACGUUAUUCAAAAUAGAGCCAUGUUAUGUGCGGGUUAUUCGUCCUGCCAACACUGACAAAUGCCACCUUAGCUUCACCACAAAACAGAUUUUCAUUACAGACUUGACUGUAACAUUAUCUGCUCUUACAACGCCAACAGCCUGCAAUGACAGCCCCAGUGCUAACUGUUCUCUCUACAACGCCACAGUGAUAUGUGAUCUACACGGUGCUUAUUACCUCUGGGCAAGGAAGCACUGUCCUUUAUUUUGUGGAUUUUGCCACGUUGUUACGUGCAAUGAUAAUCCAAGUGCUAACUGUGCUCUUUAUAAUUCAACUGCAAUUUGUGAUGUGAAUGGUCAAUACUAUAAUUGGGCCAGAAGGAAUUGUGAGAAGACCUGUGGAUUCUGUCAAGUUGGAACACCUCAAGGAAGCACUAGAUCCACCACUGAAGUGUCUAGUUUUGCUGUACCUGAAGCUUGUAGAGAUACUUUGAAUUGUAAAGUGUACAAUUCGGAGAAGAUUUGCAACAAAACCGGAAUAUACUUUCCAUGGGCAACGACAAAUUGUCCGCUUUACUGCGGAUUCUGUCAAGCACCGACAACAACAAUAGCGUGCCAGGACAAACUUUCCAAUUGUAACGAAUAUCAAAGUAAUUUAUGCACCGAGCCUCUUUAUCGUUUAUGGAGGGAAGAAAACUGUAGAAAAUUUUGUGGAAUUUGCACAGGGACUGACUCAGUGAUAGACCCUUCUUCAGCGCUUGGAUGAUAUCUUCGGGAAGAGUUUUAUAAAAGAGCAUAAUACUGUAUUCAAUUUUAUCA
Molecule: messenger RNA, 800 nt
Organism: Saccostrea cuccullata (small rock oyster)
Lineage: Eukaryota; Metazoa; Mollusca; Bivalvia; Ostreida; Ostreidae
Exons: 8
Coding region: 1-747 (248 amino acids)
Source: RefSeq, a predicted model, not a curated record